This is a messenger RNA of Triticum dicoccoides, 903 nucleotides long. RefSeq lists its product as uncharacterized. The transcript has a single exon. The record is from RefSeq and is a predicted model, not a curated record. Gene Ontology annotation, biological process: root development; shoot system development. Bases 1 to 804 code for a protein of 267 amino acids. NCBI's taxonomy places the organism in Eukaryota, Viridiplantae, Streptophyta, Magnoliopsida, Poales, Poaceae.
AUGAUGCACUUCGCUCUCAGAGGCACCGCGGCCGUGGGGAGGAGGAAGACCGCGCACGCCCGGUCGGCGAGUCAUCCGUGCCACUGCCAGUGCCACCCCGUCCACACGCGCCUCGAUGCCGGCGUCCGCGCGCUCAGGGCAUGGUCGGCCUCCGCCGAGGACGGGCCUUCGGGGCUCGCGCACGUGGAGGCCGUCCUGGCCGUGCUCGGCGAGUUCCUUGCCCUGCCGCAGGCCGCGGCUGCCCUCCGUGACGACGCAGCCGCCUGCGACCGGUUCCUCACGCUCGCCGACGCGUACGGCUCGUUCGAGCAGGCGCUGCUCGCGCUCAAGCAGAGCGUCGCGCAGCUGCGGGCGGGCGUCCGGCUCGGGGACGGCACGAUGGUCGCCGCGUCGCUCCGGGCACGCAGGCGCGCAGAGAAGGAGCUGUGCGGCCUCGCCGCGGCGAUGCGGCACGCCUCAAGGCACGCCAUGCUGGCGCCGGCGGAUGCCGCGGACGGCGAGGUCACCGGCGUGGUGGCGGAGGCGGCCGCGGCCACGGCGUCGGCGUCGGAGGCCAUCUUCCUGUGGUGUGCGGCAAUGUCCCCGGACGUAUCGGCAGUGGUCCAGACGGUGCCCGUGAACGCAUGGCUGGCGAGGCUGCGGGUCGUGCAUGUGGCCAAGAAGGCAGUGUCACUGCCAGAGACGGCGGCGGCGUUGGAGAGGCUUGAGGAACGCAUUGGCGAGCUCGAGAGCGGGAGCGAGAAGGUGUUUAGUAGCCUGCUUCAGGCUAGAGUUUCACUGCUGAACAUCCAUAAUACCUUGUAGCCAAAGAUUCAAGAGGACAUAGUGAAUCUGUACGUAGCGUUGCACAGUGUUACACGUUGUUUCAGUUGGCAUUCUCAUGAACUUAUGCUUGCUGCACAA